Messenger RNA from Nematocida ausubeli, 335 nucleotides. RefSeq lists its product as uncharacterized. The annotation marks the transcript as partial. Lineage: Eukaryota; Fungi; Microsporidia. The record is from RefSeq and is a predicted model, not a curated record. The transcript has a single exon.
AUGCUAGAGCAAAAACAGAAAAAAUUGCAUGCUGUUUGCACCGAGUGCAGUAGGGCUGUACUCAGUUAUCUAGCAACACUAUGCACUCUCUGCCUGGCAGCUAUAUGCCUACUAGCAGUUCGCGUGUCUAGAAGGAGUGCUCGAGCACGCUCUGGCAGGCCCACUUCUGCAAAGGCAGCUAGAAGGACAGAAAGACCCAAUACACACAUAGAAAGUACAUUAGAGGGUCAGAAAGAGACCAGAGAGGAGAGUAUCAGUGAGAUGGAAGAACCGUAUAAAACAGAUGUCACUAACAGCAUAACCACUGCGAAGGACGUGUGUGCAUGCGAUAUACA